CUUGCCUUGCCUAUAAAAACCCGUCUCUGCUACCAUUCUUCCUCCCCCCUCCUUCCCUGUUCAAUCAUCUCUCCCUAUAUAACCUUCAUUUUUCUCCCUCGAGAGCUUCCUCUGUCUUUCUAGAGCUCUUGUGCUCUGCUUGCCUAAUUAGGUUCUUUGAUCGAAAAUGGAACACAAAGACCGCUACCUGCAAGCACAAAGACUCAAAUAUGAUUGCCUCCUUUUUGAUCUUGAUGACACCCUUUAUCCCCUUAGUUCUGGUAUUGCAGCUGCAUGUGGCAAGAACAUUAAAGACUACAUGGUUGAAAAGCUUGGCAUAGAAGAGAGCAAAAUCACUGCAUUGGGUAACCUUCUGUACAGUAAUUAUGGUACAACCAUGGCAGGCCUCAGGGCUAUUGGCUAUGACUUUGACUAUGAUGAGUACCACAGUUUUGUUCAUGGGAGACUACCAUAUGAGAACCUUAGACCAGAUCCUGUUUUAAGGCAUCUUCUGAUGACUCUGCCUAUUCGGAAAGUUAUCUUUACAAAUGCAGACAAGGUCCAUGCCCUUAAAUGUCUUAGCAGGCUUGGGUUAGAAGACUGUUUUGAAGGGAUUAUCUGCUUUGAGACCCUAAACCCCACUCACAAGAGCACUGUUUCUGAUGAUGAGGAUGACAUUGAGUUUGUGGGAUCAAGUGCUGAUGAUACUGUGGCUAACGGUCAUUCCGUAGCUAAUAACAGUAAUCCUAAAAUUUUUGACAUCAUUGGACAUUUUGCUGAACCAAUCCCAAGUAUUGAAUUACCAAAGACACCCAUUAUAUGCAAACCAUCAGAAGCUGCCAUAGAGCGUGCUCUCAAGAUAGCUAACGUUAAUCCUCAAAGAACUUUGUUCUUUGACGAUAGCGUCCGCAACAUCCAGGCCGGAAAGUGUGUAGGCCUACAGACUGUGCUGGUUGGCAAAUCUCAAAGGGUCAAAGGCGCGGAUUACGCCCUGGAAAGCAUCCACAAUAUCAAGGAAGCGUUACCAGAGCUUUGGGAGGCUGAGGUUAAAUCAGAAGUUGCUCGUUACGCAGGCAAAGUUGCAGUUCAGGCAUCAGUGACUGCUUAGAAUUGGACAUAUGUUGUUAUCAAGAAAUCAUGCUAUUGAGAUCCUACCAUCCCCAAUUUCUCAAAUCAUGAUUUAUAUGAUGUAAAUGUUUUUGUUCUGUUCAUAAUUUUAAUGUUAACAAAAGAAGAAAUAAAGAAAGAAAAGAAAAAAACUAUCUUCCUUGGCUUA
Molecule: messenger RNA, 1255 nt
Organism: Tripterygium wilfordii
Lineage: Eukaryota; Viridiplantae; Streptophyta; Magnoliopsida; Celastrales; Celastraceae
Exons: 8
Coding region: 167-1087 (306 amino acids)
Source: RefSeq, a predicted model, not a curated record